AUGUCGUCCAUGCGCAAUGCCGUUCAACGGCGCAACCACAAAGAGCGUGGUCAGAUCCAGGGCCGCGAGAAAUGGGGUAUCCUCGAGAAGCACAAGGACUACUCGCUCCGUGCCAAAGAUUACAAUGCCAAGAAGGCCAAGCUGAAGCGCCUCGAAGAGAAGGCGAAGGAUCGUAACCCCGAUGAAUUCGCAUUCGGUAUGAUGGGCGAUAAAAACCGAACUCAGGGUCGGCAUGGACGCGGCGCAGGCACAACACGAGACUCUGCCACGGCACAGGGGCUGAGCCAUGAAGCAAUCAAGCUACUCAAGACGCAAGAUAAAGGAUACCUCCGAACGGUUGGAGAGCGGCUUCGCCGCGAGAUUGAGCGCCUGGAGCGCGAUGUGGAAUUGCAGAACGGCAUGAACAAGUCUCUAGGGAAGAAGGAUGGAAAGAAGGACGAGGAAAGCAUGGACGAGGAUAACUUCGACGGGUUCGAUGACGAAUUUGAUGAUUUCGAUUUCGGCGCUCCGGUGAAGCCCAAGCCAAACAGAACCGUGUUUGCCGAAGACAGAAAAGAUCAGUUGGCGUUGAAGAAGCAGCGGUUACAACAAGAGGAGGCUGCUAGUGAUGAUGAAGAUGAUCAAUCAAGCACCAAGGCCCGCAAGACGCCGAAAGAACUUGAAAUUGAACGCAAAGCACUCGUGGAAGCCCGGCGGGCUCGCAAGAUCCGAAAGCGCGCCAUCGAAGCCCGUCAGAACAAGUUGACUGCGCUGCGCAAGCAACAUGCCGAGAUCCAGACUGCCGAAAAAGAGCUUGAUUGGCAACGGGCUAAGCUGGGCAAUUCCGUCGGAGGCACGAACAAGGACGGAAUCAAGUGGAAGAUUCGUGAGCGCAAGCGUUAA
This is a messenger RNA of Penicillium soppii, 882 nucleotides long. RefSeq names its product rRNA-processing protein UTP11. Gene Ontology annotation, biological process: rRNA processing. The coding region runs from base 1 to 882 and encodes 293 amino acids. The record is from RefSeq and is a predicted model, not a curated record. Gene Ontology annotation, cellular component: small-subunit processome; nucleolus. Lineage: Eukaryota; Fungi; Ascomycota; Eurotiomycetes; Eurotiales; Aspergillaceae. The transcript is spliced from 2 exons.